GACCAUGGUGUUUCUCUCUGGAAAUGCCUCCGACAGUUCCAACUGCACCCACCCGUCGGCACCGGUGAACAUAUCCAAGGCCAUUCUGCUCGGAGUGAUCUUGGGGGGCCUCAUCAUUUUCGGUGUGCUGGGCAACAUCCUCGUGAUCCUCUCCGUGGCCUGCCACCGGCAUCUGCACUCGGUCACUCACUACUACAUCGUCAACCUGGCGGUGGCCGACCUCCUACUCACCUCCACCGUGCUGCCCUUCUCAGCUAUCUUCGAGAUCCUGGGCUACUGGGCCUUUGGCAGGGUUUUCUGCAAUAUCUGGGCGGCGGUGGACGUCCUGUGCUGCACCGCGUCCAUCAUGGGACUCUGCAUCAUCUCCAUCGACCGCUACAUAGGUGUGAGCUACCCGCUGCGCUACCCCACCAUCGUCACCCAGAAGAGGGGUCUCAUGGCUCUGCUCUGUGUCUGGGCGCUCUCCCUCGUCAUCUCCAUCGGGCCGCUCUUCGGCUGGAGGCAGCCUGCCCCGGAGGACGAGACCAUCUGCCAGAUCACCGAGGAGCCCGGCUACGUGCUCUUCUCGGCGCUGGGCUCUUUCUACGUGCCGCUGACCAUCAUCCUGGUCAUGUAUUGUCGGGUGUACGUGGUGGCCAAGAGGGAAAGCAGGGGCCUCAAGUCUGGCCUCAAGACCGACAAGUCGGACUCGGAGCAGGUGACGCUCCGCAUCCAUCGGAAAAAUGUCCCAGUAGGAGGCACCGGGGUGUCCAGCUCCAAGAGCAAGACUCACUUCUCAGUGAGGCUCCUCAAGUUUUCCCGGGAGAAGAAAGCGGCCAAAACCCUGGGCAUCGUGGUGGGCUGCUUCGUCCUCUGCUGGCUGCCUUUUUUCCUAGUGAUGCCCAUUGGGUCUUUCUUCCCUGAUUUCAAGCCCUCGGAAACCGUUUUUAAAAUAGCAUUUUGGCUCGGAUACCUAAACAGCUGCAUCAACCCCAUUAUAUACCCGUGCUCCAGUCAGGAGUUUAAAAAGGCCUUCCAGAAUGUCUUGAGAAUCCAAUGUCUCCGCCGAAAGCAGUCUUCGAAACACACCCUGGGCUAUACCCUGCACCCACCCAGCCACGCCCUCGAGGGGCAACACAAGGACCUGGUUCGCAUCCCAGUGGGAUCUGGAGAGACCUUCUAUAAGAUCUCCAAGACGGAUGGGGUCUGUGAAUGGAAAUUUUUCUCUUCGAUGCCCCGUGAAUCUGCCAGGAUUACAGUGUCCAAAGACCAGUCAGCCUGCACCACAGCCCGGGUGAGAAGUAAAAGCUUUCUGCAGGUGUGCUGCUGUGCGGGGCCCUCCACCCACAACGGUGGAGAGACCCACCAAGUUCCAACCAUUAAGAUCCACACCGUCUCCCUCAGUGAAAAUGGGGAGGAAGUCUAGAGGACAGGAAAGGUCAGAAAAGAGGAAGGGGUUGUGGGGGGAGGGGAUGAUCUCAGGCACACACCCCACUUCCUACUUGGAAGUCCAGUUCACUCUUCUUGGAUGAGGAGACAGGACCAGGAAACUGGGGACCAGCUGGGAAUGGAGUGGGGGAAGAGACCCGACUCUGGGGCAGGGGAUAGGGCUCAGGGAAGGAGGAGGAUGUCACACGACCAUCCGGCUCCAAAUGACGAUAAACAGCAUUUCCUUGAGGCUAGUGCUCUCGCGGUCAUCCUCCGAGGCCGCUUUCCACGUCUGGCCCUCGCAACGAAAAACACCAUGGGAAACAGAAUGUCAUACACAAUCCAAAAGACUAUAAAUAUAAGGUUAUGAUUUCAUCAUGAAUAUUUUGAGCACACACUCUAAGUUUGGAGCUAUUUCUUGAUGGAGUGAGGGGAUUUUAUUUUCAGGCUAAACUUAAUGACAACCAUGGUGGAUAUUUAUGAGGAGAGGGCCUGGAGAGGAAGAGCCUUAAGACGGUGGCCACUAUCCAGGCACGUUAUUUUUAGAGCACGUUUUAAACUCCACCAUUUCUGACCAUAUCCAGUUUCUUCACUUGGGUGCAACUCGACAAUGAGAUCUACCUUUUGCUGCAAUUUCACUGGCUACUGCUCCCGAGUCCCUAAAGAGGAGGGUGAGGGGUGCUUGUGAAGCCUCGGGACUAGCGGAGGCACAUUGGUUAUGCUUAGGUCUAGACGGUUGGGGGAAAAAGAUGGCUUUUCCUGAUGGGAGAUGCUAGAGGUGAAGGUCAGUGUUUUCAACUUUACUUCUACAGAAAAAAAAA
Molecule: messenger RNA, 2228 nt
Organism: Enhydra lutris kenyoni (northern sea otter)
Lineage: Eukaryota; Metazoa; Chordata; Mammalia; Carnivora; Mustelidae
Product: adrenoceptor alpha 1A
Exons: 2
Coding region: 5-1405 (466 amino acids)
Biological process (GO): positive regulation of cytosolic calcium ion concentration; phospholipase C-activating G protein-coupled receptor signaling pathway; regulation of vasoconstriction
Cellular component (GO): membrane
Molecular function (GO): alpha1-adrenergic receptor activity
Source: RefSeq, a predicted model, not a curated record